Messenger RNA from Beauveria bassiana ARSEF 2860, 3483 nucleotides. Its product is annotated as checkpoint serine/threonine-protein kinase BUB1. Bases 1 to 3483 code for a protein of 1160 amino acids. NCBI's taxonomy places the organism in Eukaryota, Fungi, Ascomycota, Sordariomycetes, Hypocreales, Cordycipitaceae. The record is from RefSeq and is a predicted model, not a curated record. Gene Ontology annotation, biological process: mitotic spindle assembly checkpoint signaling; protein phosphorylation; meiotic sister chromatid cohesion, centromeric. The transcript has 3 exons. Gene Ontology annotation, molecular function: protein kinase activity; ATP binding.
AUGGCGCAGUCCGAAGAAAUCAUCAACUUUGAUGUAAUUGAAUGCCAAAAGGAAAACAUUCAGUCGCUUCCUGGAGGUCGCUCAGCCAGAAAGCUUCAUGCACUCUAUUCGCCCACGUCACUUCAGGGCUCAUCCACGCCAACCCCUACCGACGCGAAAAAUGUCAACGACUGCAUUCGCGCGGAGUAUGAGACGGAAGUGCAGAACAUUUCCGAGUCUGACGAUCCUCUUGACGUUUACGACAGAUACGUGCGCUGGACGCUGGACACAUACCCCUCUGCACAAGCAACACCACAGUCACAGCUUCACACGCUGCUCGAGCGCGCUACCAAGGCCUUCAUCGGCUCACCACAAUAUAAAAACGACCCACGCUAUCUGAGACUCUGGUUGUACUACACCGAGUUCUUCGCGGACGCGCCGCGUGAGACGUACAUGUACCUGUCCCGACAUGGCAUUGGUGAGGGUCUCGCCCUAUUCUACGAAGAAUAUGCUGCAUGGCUCGAGAGCGCAGGCCGAUGGGCUCAGAGUGAAGAGGUUUAUAAACUAGGAAUUGAGCGCGAAGCCCGCCCCGUUCAGAGACUGCUCCGCAAAUUCAAAGAGUUUGAGGAUAGGAAAGCACAAGUUCCGAAGGCCGCUGAUAUGCCAACUUCACCGGCUUUGCCUAGCAUUCGCCCUGCACUGGCUGCCAAGGUCGAACCUUUCGCCGCUGCAGCCCGCACAGGCCCCCAGGCGCAGCGAUCGACAAGUAGCGCAAGCGGCUCAUCAAAACCAGUCAAAUCCAAGCUGGCCAUCUUCUCAGAUGCAGAUGCGAAGCCUGCUGUGCUGUCCUCCCGCGAGAAAGGGUCCAAGGGCUGGGAGACAAUUGAAUCUCUCUCGGACCGCAAGAAGGAGAACACGAUGGAGGCACGGCCUUGGGUUGGCGAGACUAUGAAAGCUGGUGGCAAGAAGCCUACCGCUGCAGCGAAGAUGGCCAUCUUUAAAGACACGUCUCUUGCUCAAAUACAGAAUAUUGCCGUUGUUCCAUCAAAGCAUCAAGUGACGGUGCACCCGCAGACGGGGAAGAAAGAGUACAUUUUCGUGGACCUCGCAGCAGUUUACCCAAAACCGGACGAGCCUGGCACAGAAGUCAGCUUUGAGGAGAUCAUGGCGGCAAAUUGUGGUUGGUUGGAUUGUGCAUGGGACAAUGGAAAUGUGGAAGGGCUCCAAGAAGAUGUUCUUAUGCAGCUGGAUGAUAUUGAAGAGAUUAGCAAGUUGGCUAUUCACCGAGACACCGUCAUGUACGACGAGAAUGGCGCUUUGCCACAGCAUUUCCAUGCAUCCAGACAAAACCAAAAGAACAAGCUUAUGGACAUGAACGAAACUCAAAUCAUCAAGGCCAAGCUGGAUUCACCAUCCAAGCCAAAGAUGAAGAAACGAAACACGUCAGAGCCAACGAUGACACUGCACACAAGAGCAGCUACGGACGACAUUUAUAACAUUUUCAACAAUCCCAUCAAGCCUACUGUGGAGAACCUCUGCGAGAGCGCAGAUGAGUACGAGUACGAAUCGGAUGUUGAUUACACUACCGAUGCGGAAAGUACUGUGGCGACUCGUAACGUCGACCCCGGCGAGAAUGAUGACGAGGAAAUGACUGAUUCCAAGACUUCGAGCGCAUGGUCGGGCUUCUCAACGCUUAAGCAUAUUCCGGAUGCCAACGGCGAAAGUAACUAUACUUCUGAGGCUACCGACAAUCAAAAUCAGGAUGUCCAGCCGCGACAUUUGGAUCAGACACGGGACGAGGAAAUGGUGGAUGAAGCUGGUGAGCAGCAUACUACUGAGCAGAUCCAUUCGCCCCUAUCAACCAGGACAGUCUUUGUUCCUUUCCCACCCGAGGAUUACGACCCUCCCACUCGUCCCUAUAGAGAUGCGGCCGAGGUGGCAAACAAUAGACUGCCAUUUAUGACGCCGAUUACAGAGCGAACCGAGCUUUCUUUAAAUCUGGACGAAGAUUGCGAAGAUCGCUUUCAUCACUUCAAGACUCCCUGUCGACGAGAAGAAUAUCAAGCGACGGGCUGCUUUCACGCUGACUUCGAGUCUCUGAGCAGCCCCUUAAAAGAUGUUGUGGAAGGCGAUAUCCCAGCUUCAGAGAUUUUUCAAGUACUCAAGCCAAAACCGGCGACUCUCUCUGCAAAGGCAAACAAAGGUCUACCAAACAAAGGCCCCAUAAUCAGGGACGUCAUGUGCAAUCCUAUGGACGAAAAUAUCCGCAAGGAGAUAUUGGCUAACAUACAACCGCCUCUGAGCUCUUACUCUGGAUUCUAUGACCAGAGACAAAGCCAGUCCGAGCGCGGUGGUGCUAUUCGCAAAUUUAUCAAAGCACUCUGCAGUAAGCCAAGCAAAUCGAGCGGGGAGCGAGGCGCUUCGCUCCCGGCGCAAGUGGUCCUUGACUUUCCCAAUAUUGAGGCGUGUUACACGCUCAAGAGAGAGCUUGGAGCCGGCGCAUUUGCCCCUGUCUACCUCGUUGCCAACUCGAAUCCAGAAGAGCCAGCUGGUGACGAGAAUGCGGUAGCCGUCAACGGAAAAGGCGCGUUAGCCGUGAGCAAACGUGCGAGUUUGGAAGCGUUAAAGAUGGAAAACCCCCCAAGCCCAUGGGAGUUCUAUAUGAUGCGUCUUUCGCAUACUCGCCUGGGACCCCAGCACCGCGUUUCGGCAUCGCUCUCAUAUGCUCAUGAGCUGCAUCUCUACAGGGACGAGGCAUUCCUGUUUCUUCCCUAUCAUCCGAAUGGUACCCUACUUGAUGUCGUCAAUUACUUCCGUUCUGAGUCCUCUGGCGUCAUGGACGAGAUUCUUGCUAUGUUCUUCGCUAUUGAGCUUAUGCGCACCGUCGAGGGUCUCCACGCCAGUCAGCUCUGCCACGGCGACCUCAAGCCUGACAACUGUCUGCUCCGCCUGGAUGAGUUUUCCGGCACUUCGCUUCUGGCUAAUAAGUGGCGGGCGGAUGGCAGCGGCGGCUGGGGGGCGCGAGGAAUUUCACUGAUUGAUUUUGGUCGCGGUAUCGACAUGCGCGCCUUUGUGCCACGAGUCGAAUUCUUUGCCGACUGGAAAACGACAGAUCAGGAUUGCUCGGAGAUGCGAGAAGCACGUUCCUGGACAUGGCAGAUUGACUACUAUGGCCUCGCGAGCACCAUACACUGCUUGCUUUUUGGCAAAUACAUCGAGACAGUGCGAUGCGAUAGCGGCGGCAUUGGCAAAGGUCGCAAGUACAAGAUCCGUGAAGGUUUCAAGCGCUAUUGGCAAACAGACAUCUGGGCUGGCUGCUUCGAGAUGCUGCUAAACCCCUCGUCGCUUGUCGCUGGUGAAGAGGGAAGCGCUAUGCCCGUGCUCAAGGCGAUGAGGAGGGUGCGAGAGCGCAUGGAGGUGUGGCUAGAGGCGAACAGCGACCGCGGAAUCGGGCUCAAAGGAUUGAUUGUUAAGCUGGAAAACUCCAUCAAGCUGAGGAAGUAG